GGUAAAAGCUUUAAUAUAGACAUUGCAAAAUUUUGUUCUAUCAUAUUGUAGUGAUGGUAGUGUGAACUGAGGGGUAUUUGAUUAUAAAGUGAAAAUAUUCCAAAGAUCUUACGGCUUGGGGCAAAAAUUUAUAUCUCUUGUGUACACUUGAAUAGUUAUUGUUUUUCCUAGUAUCAGUGAAACAGGACAUGUUUUAAGGGGGAGACUUGACUUACUGAUGUUCAACAGGACAAUAUUAUUUACUUUCAAGACUUUUUCUACCUUAUUUGGAGAGUUUUAAGUGGUUUAUGCGGAGCUCAAGUUAAUUACUCAGGAAAUCUGGACAAUAAGUGAUAGCUGAAUAAUUAUUUAGUUAGUACAAAUCGAAAGUGCAUUAUGCAUCAGUUUAUACGCUGACAGGAACUGAUUAUCUGAUAAUAUUUUCGAUGUAUUGAUCGGAGAGUUUUAUAAAACGAGGACACACUUCCCAGUGUGGUUGAUCAACUAAGCUGAUAUCAUUUACAGAGUGUACAUACCUCGUGUCACAUCAUAUUUGUUUCCGUAUCGUCUUUAUGUCAUGUUAUUUUUUUUCUGCGGAUAGAUAAUCGGGAGUUUACUAUUUAAUCAUAAUUUAAUGUCCUGCUGACGUUUGGGUUUAUUCAGUCGAGCUCCGUGUGAUCCAUCGCCAACACUGACUUGGAAUCGAGUCAUCACAUCAGUGCUAUUUUUAGAAACUCUACGAGAGGAAGUGUGAAUACCAAUACUUAUUGCUCACAAUAUAAUAUGCUCAGUGAUCGCCGUGCAGGUGUAUAAUGUACGUAGCUUACAGUUACCCUCUCGGACAGCCAGCUAUCCCAGCUUUAGGAGCUCACACACCGAUCGCCACAGAAUUACCACCACACCAGUUUUUGACCGCUGUCACAUCGCCGUCCAUUGCUGACCCCUACCUGGUACCAGUCACAGCAGCGCCACAACCGCUACAAGCCACCGCUGCUGCAUAUCAACCUCUUACUUUAGCUGUUUGCCGAAAGCGAGGCUCAGACGAACUCAUGUCUCACAGUCCAAUGGUUACGACAAAUGGUACAGGGCUCAGUCCCUCACAGAAUGAAGUCAAUGAUGCCAAAAAGGUGAAGCUUGAAAACACAACAAACACAACGCCGUCCAAGGUGAUCCAUUUACGGAGCUUACCUAAUGAUGUCACAGACUCCGAGGUCGUACAGCUGGGUAUACCGUUCGGCAAAAUGUCAAAUGUCUUGUUACUUAAACAGAAAAAUCAGGCUUUCUUAGAGUUUGAGGACGAGUCUGUGGCAACAACAUUUGUAAAUUACUACACAAAGAUGCCGUGUCAAAUACGUGGCAAACAGGUCUACGUUCAGUUCUCGCAACAUAAAGAACUCAAAACAGAUCAGGCACAUUCAUUUCAGAACCAAGCAUCACAGGCAGCUUUGCAGGCGGCACAGCAGGCUCUAAUGGGAAACGGGGACAGUGACGGGGUCAAGAAAACUGUCCUUCGUGUUAUAGUAGAGAAUCUAGUCUAUCCUGUCACUAUAGAGGUUCUUCAUCAGAUCUUUAGCAAAUUUGGUAAAGUGUUAAAAAUGAUCAUCUUCACAAAAAACAACACAUUCCAGGCGUUGAUCCAGUUUGGCGAUUCUGUGUCGGCCAAUGCAGCGAAACUGUCUUUGGAUGGACAGAACAUAUAUAAUGGCUGCUGUACACUGCGUAUAGAUUACAGUAAACUUGGUCAACUAAAUGUACGGUACAAUAACGACAAGAGUCGAGAUUUCACGAAUCAUAAUUUACCGAGCGGCGAUCCCGGUCUCGAUCAGGCCAUGGCUUACAAUCCAGGAGGUCAUCCGGGAAUAAUGGUUGCAACGAUGCCGGGAUAUAGUCCGGCGCCACAACUAACCCUAGGAGCCGCAGGCCUUGGGAGCCAAGCACAGCUUUGUGCCUCUGGCAUGCCAGGUCUUGCAGCAGAUGCUAUGGUGAUGUCAUCUACAGGCCAGUUAGUGCCAGUCAUGGACACCUUACUCACACCAAGUCCAGGACCCCAAGGGAUGGGUAACAUGGGCGGCAUGGGAGGUAUGGGUAUGUCUGGAGGAAUGAUGGGAAUGCAGGGAUUGAACUUCGGACUCCAGAACACAAUGGCAGGGAGACUUGGUAUUCCCGGCAUGCAGCAGCAACAGAUGGGCAGCAGCGUGAUCCUCGUCUCAAAUCUCGAUGAACAGGUCACGCCCGAGGCUCUUUUUACCCUCUUUGGUGUUUAUGGGGAUGUACACCGGGUGAAGAUUUUGUUCAACAAGAAAGACAAUGCCUUAAUACAGAUGGCCGACCCCCACCAAGCUCAAUUAGCGAUAGCACAUCUAGAUAAACAGAAAGUGUGGGGAAAACAGAUACGAGUCACUCAGUCCAAACAUUCAUUAGUGCAAAUGCCCAAGGAUGGGCAGCCAGACGCAGGAUUGACCAAAGAUUUUACCCAAUCACCUUUACAUAGAUUUAAGCGACCAGGGUCCAAAAACUGUCAGAAUAUAUUCCCUCCAUCCGCUGUACUUCACCUCUCAAACAUUCCGCCAACUGUAACAGAAGAAGAGCUUACUGAAAGUUUCUCACAGCACGGGGAAGUUAAAGCAUUCAAAUUUUUCCAAAAAGACAGACGCAUGGCUUUAAUAGAAAUGCAGACCGUAGAAGAAGCUAUAGUAGCGCUCAUUGCUAUGCAUAACUACCCACUGAGUGACUCCAAUCAUUUGAGAGUAUCAUUCUCAAAGUCCACCAUUUAGCUGAGCUUACAUAAUAACACAUCAUUGUUAGUACAGACCAAGUCAUGAAUCAUCAUAAUACAUGGAUAGUUACACCUCUUACAUGGCCUCAACUUAUAUCUUUAUCAUGAAAUACAAGCAUGAAAAAAAAUCCAUGCGGAAAAUGCUCACAGAGAGGAAAAGCCGUGAACAAGUACUUACACGAGAAAAAAAAGCUGGGAAGAAGUACUAACAGGGGAAAAUUGGUGAUUGUAUUAAAUGAAAAAACAAUCUACAAACAUUAGAAAACUUAUAGUGAAAUUGUUAUAAUAUGGACUAAUUCAAUUAUUUUUAAUGUAUUUUUAAUGCAUACAUGUACAAAUUAUAGUUAUGAAUUCAUCUACAUAGAAGUUAUCAUUUCCUUGGACUGGAUUUUUUUAAUGGUCUUUGUGAGAUUGCAAUUGUACAGGAAUAUUUUGGUAUAUUGAACUAUUUAACCCUUAACCUAUUGGAACUUGAAAUAAUUUGCCUUGGCCGCCAGUAUAGAGCCGGGCCAGUCUGCACAUCGGUGAAUUCUGACCAGUACUCCAUACUAAUAGCUGCUUAACUUCUAAAUUUCAUCUGGAUAUCCCUAAAAUUGAUAAUGGACAGUUCCAGAAAUGGAAAACCAGUCAAGUCUAUUUUUAGAACUUCCAGUCAAAUCUAUUUUUAGAACUUCAGCAGGUUAAGGGUUAAGGAUGCUAUAUUUGUUUUUGAGUCGGUAGAUGAUUUGUUAAGUUAUUUUAUGAUAAAGAUGUAGAAAACAUGAUGGGAGACUACUCAUGUAUCAUUAUAUAAAAUUUUUGGCUACUAAGUGCCUUCCAAGUUUCAUAGUUACAAUUUUUUAUGUUGUCAUUUUUGUGUUGACACGUUGCAGAGUUCUAUCAAAGUUGUUGUUAAUGUAUAUUAAUUAAGUUUCGUGUUAUAUUUUUUCUUUUUUUUUGUGGAUAUAAAGAAAUACAAAGGGACUUGGAGCUACGGGUUGACUGCAAUUUACAAAAUGAAAAUCAAAUGCAAUAUUGUUAUAUUUUACAUGUAGGUGUCAUUCUGUACUUCCCUAACUUUAGCUACAGUCUGUAGAUGCCUAACUGAUGUUCAUUCUUAUUGCCUAACUUGAGUCAAUUCUUUGCAUACUUCUGUAGUCAUUUUAAAUUAUAUGAAUAAUAACUGUCCAAGUAAUAUUCAAAUUCGAAGAAA
This is a messenger RNA of Ruditapes philippinarum (Manila clam), 3947 nucleotides long. RefSeq names its product polypyrimidine tract-binding protein 1-like. Gene Ontology annotation, biological process: regulation of RNA splicing; mRNA processing. Gene Ontology annotation, molecular function: mRNA binding. The coding region runs from base 792 to 2753 and encodes 653 amino acids. Gene Ontology annotation, cellular component: nucleus. NCBI's taxonomy places the organism in Eukaryota, Metazoa, Mollusca, Bivalvia, Venerida, Veneridae. The transcript is spliced from 18 exons. The record is from RefSeq and is a predicted model, not a curated record.